Messenger RNA from Triticum turgidum subsp. durum (durum wheat), 1023 nucleotides. The record is from the annotation of a GenBank genome assembly. Lineage: Eukaryota; Viridiplantae; Streptophyta; Magnoliopsida; Poales; Poaceae.
AUGGCGGAGGCGGCACCGAAGCAGCGGAGCCCCGCCGCGCCCCGCCCCGUCCGGUGCAUCGUUAAGCUAGGUGCUCUCUCCGGCUGCGGAGCGGCCAUCACGAACAAGGGGGAGCUGGAGAGCAUCGAUGAGGAGAGCCUGCGGUCGGCGUGCGCGCAGCUGCGGCAGGCCAUGUCCGACGGCACCGCCCCGGAGAAGGUUAGGGGGAUGGACUGGAGCAGGAGGCCCGGCGAUCCGGCCGACCCGGUCGUGGACGCCGAGGGGUUCGCGGGUAUGGCGGGGCUGGGUCUCGACAGUAACUUCGUCGUCGUCCACGGCGCAGGUUCUUUUGGCCACUUCCAAGCAAGUAGAUCUGGAGUACAUAAAGGAGGGUUGCAUUCAACACUCGUGAAGGCUGGCUUUGUGGCUACAAGAAUUUCAGUGACUUCUCUCAACCAGGAAAUUGUUAGAGCCUUGGCAAGAGAAGGAAUACCGUCUGUUGGGAUGUCACCAUUUGCUUGUGGAUGGUCUACUCAGCGAAGAAAUCUUGCAUCAGCCAAUGCUUCUCAAAUCAUUGAGUCACUCCAUGCUGGCUUUGUCCCUGUUUUGCACGGAGAUGCUGUUCUUGAUGAAUCGCUGGACUGCACCAUAUUGAGUGGGGAUGUCAUUAUACGCCACCUUGCACAGCUUCUGACUCCAAAAUAUGUCGUGUUUCUGACAGAUGUUCAUGGAGUAUAUGACCGUCCUCCAACUGACCCAAAUGCAGUACUUCUCAAAGAGAUAGAGGUAGAUGACAAUGGAGGCUGGUCGAUUGUAAAACCUGCAUUAGAAGGCAACAGAAAAGGAGUGGAGAUAUCAGUAGCCGCACACGACACCACUGGAGGAAUGGAGACCAAAAUACUUGAAGCUGCCGUGAUAGCUAGGCUUGGAGUUGAUGUGUACAUUACAAAGGUUGAUACAGAGCACUCCCUGAGAGCCUUGAAGGGGGAUGUGAACACAAGCUCGGAUGAUUGGCUUGGAACUGUUAUACGCGCUGCCAAAUAG